CAAACGCGGUCAUGCGCCGGUGGCAGGAUCAUUUGGUCGCGCCCCGACACCGCUCCGACACCAAGCAACCGAUACCCGAGCACUUACAUCACAGACACUUUGGUAUGGUAUGGAACGUGACGGGGUGACGGCGCGACGCUUGAAUGAAGAGCAACGCGAGGCGCCCUGCAUGCCGACUUUCUGCAUUCCAUCACAUUGACCGCACCCUCGACGAGGAGUUCAGCGACGCCUCCGCUGGCUUUCUGAAUGAGGUGCUGUCAGGAGUGACAAGCUCGGAAUGCGAUUCAGGCAACGGUGAGGAGCAUAGCAGCACCCUGGCGCCGGAUGCAGGCGCCAUCCCGGACUUGUGCAGCGAUGAGGUACACGCGCUACUGGUCCUCCAACAGUCGGCUGUCGAGCGCGCGCCAGCGACCGCGAGGCAGCGGCGCUCGGAGGGCAGCGGCCGGCCUGCCCAUCGCUGCCGUCGGCUUCACCAUCGGUACAACAUGGCCGGCGUGUUGUCUGGAUUCGUUCCUCUGCGACUUCUUCAGGACGCCGCUGCAGUCACCCCGCCCGGGGAGCCCAUGCCCUCCAACUAACUUUGCACCUCCUCACUCCGCGCCUUUGGAUGCUAGCUUGAAGCCCUGUAACGUGCUGCCCGUGGCUGUCCCGUCUGCGGGAGGCGCGGUCGCCACAGCAGAUUAGUGUGCCCCGCGGGACCAUGCACGGACAUGGACAGAGACAAGCGUACGAAGAGUUAUCUGAGUCACCUACUUGACGUGUACGUAACCGCUCUCCUUUCUCCUUUGUUCGCCGGCAUCCACAGACGCGGCGAGCAAGAACCAGGCUGAAGGCAGGAAGCUGUUGGCAGAGUUCGCACACUGGGUCUAGAGGGCAAAAUAAGGACUUGCGUUGCUUGUGGCGCCUCGGCCUGGGACCCCUUGUGACAGUGUCUUGUGUGCGGCAGGAGUGCUCGGCUGUGUGCUGGCUCUACUGGGACAGCUGGCAUUCGUGUGGUGGCAACAAACGCAGGACCCAAUGCGGGGCCCUAUGUAUGUGGCUGCGUCAUGUCAGUACAUUUGCGCCAGCUUCAUCACUAUGGCCGCUAUGGUCUCCGCCAUGCUGGCAGCCAGGAGCAGCAGCAGUGUACCCUCCACGCCCGAAGUUUUCAGGGCUAUUCCCUGGCUUGCUCGGCUGGCUGAUCCCGCCAGUCGUGGGUUGGGGCUGCCAGCAGCCGGGCACAAAGCAGGGCGGGGAGAGCAUGAAGGCAAAGUAAGACCAAGGAACGGAAGAGCAUGUGGAUGUUAAAAGAACGAAGCAAAGGUCCCAGCCCCAGUGGCAUGGCAUUCAUACUCCGUGCGUGAGUGCAGAAAGAACGAGCAGCCAUGCGAGUGACGUGACGCGGGAAGAUGUUUCGCUAUAGGCGGCACGCUAAAGCAACCCAGCCCCCCAGUCCGGUAGCCUCACCUACGAAACACAGGAAGCACCACGGACGAGCGCAGCAGCGAGGGCAAACGCGGCACAUGCGGGGACACAUCCAAAGACAUGGAGCUUGGAUGAUGAGCGACAAGGGGUGUCAGCUUUGUACAGCUGGAAAAUGGGCUGAGCCCCCGUACGCUUGGGAGCUAUUAGGCGUGUAACGCCCCGUCAGA
This is a messenger RNA of Chlamydomonas reinhardtii, 1631 nucleotides long. RefSeq lists its product as uncharacterized. The transcript is spliced from 3 exons. Bases 144 to 578 code for a protein of 144 amino acids. The record is from RefSeq and is a predicted model, not a curated record. Lineage: Eukaryota; Viridiplantae; Chlorophyta; Chlorophyceae; Chlamydomonadales; Chlamydomonadaceae.